AUGUUCGAAGUGAUUAUCUGGCUGUUUUGCCAGUUUUUAACGUCUACUGGCGCACAGAGCAAACUUGCUCAUUACAGUACGUACAAAACACAUCAGAAGCAGUGCAAAACGCAAUUCAGAUGCUGAAUUAUGCGGUCGUCAGUCGACGUACACAAGUUUCGUUCUGACCGAUGGAGCAGGCAAUACGGGCAAUCCGACUCAUUUGGCCCCAUGGGCGGUACAGAUCCGCAUUAAAGCCGGAGGCGGAGAUUUCUCAGUCGUUUGCGGAGGAACACUCGUCACGGCGAAGCACGUGCUCACGGCUGCUCACUGUUUCCAGAAGAAGUUCGGAGCCAAGAAGAAGGGUGCUAGUGACAGUUUGUCCGGAAAGUUUUGUGAAAAGUGAGAUGGACCUUGACAAUCUGGAAACCUUCAUUCACAUUCUUUCUCAAUCUUUGUAGGAAUCACCGGUUCAGUGACGCUGAGAUUCUUGCUCGAACAAUGGUCACCGUGGGUUCAAUGUGCACGAAAAGAGCGGAGAAGUACGGCUGUGUGAAUGAGAAGCAGAACGGGAAAACACUGAAGAUCAAAAGAUUCGCUAUCGGCGACUUUUUCACCAACAACUGCGAAAAGGGCAACGAUAUAGUGAUUCUGGAGCUGGAGAGCAGUGUAGACGGUGUGGAAGGAGCGAAUUACGCGUGUCUUCCGUUCCUUCCGAAUGUCAAAUUCACUCCAGAUACCACGAACGUGACCUCUUUCGGAUGGGGUUCAGAUCCCGGAAAGGGCUUCGACAAGUCCGUGUUCCCGAUGAUCCAGGUGCUGUCUCUGGUGCCCGAGAAUCUGGAAAGGUGCAAUGAGAACUGGGGAACCGCCGUUCCGUUCGACUCGUUCUGCACCGUGGAGGAGGAGGACAAGAACGUUUGCGCCGUCCGUUUCUUUCGAUUCCUCUCACUUAUUCUAGUUCUCGAUUUCAGGGCGACAGCGGGGGCGGUCUGACAUUCCAUCAAUCGAGUUCGGCGCGCGAGUUCAUCAUCGCCAUCGUCUCGUACGGUUCGGAUUGUGUGCAGCUGAUCGGAGGAUCCGAACCGAGAUCGCAGAUAAACACGGACAUCCGCAAGCACGAGAAGUUCAUCGUCGACUUUAUAAACGCCUGA
Molecule: messenger RNA, 1133 nt
Organism: Caenorhabditis sp. 36 PRJEB53466
Lineage: Eukaryota; Metazoa; Nematoda; Chromadorea; Rhabditida; Rhabditidae
Source: the annotation of a GenBank genome assembly